Messenger RNA from Metopolophium dirhodum (rose-grain aphid), 1177 nucleotides. Its product is annotated as GTP-binding protein SAR1b-like. Bases 326 to 904 code for a protein of 192 amino acids. The record is from RefSeq and is a predicted model, not a curated record. The transcript has 5 exons. Gene Ontology annotation, biological process: intracellular protein transport; vesicle organization; endoplasmic reticulum to Golgi vesicle-mediated transport. Gene Ontology annotation, molecular function: GTPase activity; GTP binding. NCBI's taxonomy places the organism in Eukaryota, Metazoa, Arthropoda, Insecta, Hemiptera, Aphididae. Gene Ontology annotation, cellular component: endoplasmic reticulum exit site; COPII vesicle coat.
AUUUUGCACGUCAAGUCAUCGUUUAUAUUUUUAUUUUGCUCAUAGACCAAGACUAUAGAUUUUAUUUAUCAUUAAUUUAGUUUAGGUAUAUUGUGUACAUAAUAUAAAUAUCUGUUGACUGUUUUUCUGUCACGACACUAAAUUAGUGACUUGGUAACGUCGCUCUCUUCACUUUUUGCAAAACAGACGCUCAGUGAGAAUCUAAUCGCGGCCAAUAAUAAUUGUUACGACAUCAAAAAUAGGUAUCAAUGAACGACACAAAGUUGUGACACUGAUUUAGAUUUACUGUACAUUUAACUACAAUUUAAGAUAAUUUCAUUAGAAAAUGUUUCUUUGGGAUUGGGUUACCGGCGUCCUGGGAUAUUUAGGGUUGUGGAAAAAAUCAGGAAAGUUACUAUUCCUUGGUUUAGAUAAUGCUGGAAAAACUACUCUAUUACAUAUGUUGAAAGAUGAUCGUUUGGCACAGCACACUCCAACAUUGCAUCCAACAUCUGAAGAAUUAUCUGUUGGAAACAUAAAAUUCACAACAUUUGAUUUGGGUGGCCAUUCUCAAGCAAGAAAAGUAUGGAAAGAUUAUUUCCCUGCCGUAGAUGCAAUUGUAUUUUUGGUAGAUGCUUGUGACAAAUCUAGAAUUAUGGAAAGUAAAAAUGAAUUAGAUUCAUUAUUGCUUGAUGAGUCUUUAUCUAACUGCCCCGUACUCGUCCUUGGUAACAAAAUUGAUAGACAAGGUGCAUUGAAUGAAACAGAAUUAAGAACUUAUUUUGCAUUGAACCAAACAACUGGAAAAGCUAGAGUACCCAGAACAGAUCUUCCAGGUCGUCCUUUAGAAGUAUUCAUGUGUUCUGUAUUGAAACGUCAUGGUUAUGGAGAAGGGUUCAGAUGGCUGGCACAAUAUAUUGAUUAAUGUUUAUAAUAUAUAUAUAUAUAUAUUUAUAUAUAUUAAAAAAAAUAUAUAUUUUAAUUUUUAAAUUCAUUCUUUUUUUACUGUUCUCUCUACCAGUAAGGUAUACAAUUUAAUGUAACAUGGCUAAACUUCCAAUCAAAUAAUUUUGUAUAAACAAAAUUUCAGUUUUUAUGUUGAUAAUUUUACUGAAGUAACACUUUUUUGUCUUGUACCACAUAUUAUUUUUUAUUUAGGUGUGCAGUAAUGAAAAAAAUAAAAGUUAAUUGUAUUUAA